GAGCUGUCAUUUCAGGAUGUGGCAAUUGAUUUCUCUCCAGAGGAGUAUGAAUGCCUGGACCCUACUCAGUGGAAUUUGUAUAGAGAUGUGAUGUUAGAGAAUUACAGAAACUUUGUCUCCCUGGGACUCACUUUCACGAAGCCAUACCUGAUCACAUUUCUGGAGCAAAGAAAAGAGCCUUGGAAUGUAAAAAGACAACCAACAAUGGCUGUAUACCCAGGAACAAAACCCUAUAAAUGUAAAGACUGUAACAAGGCCUUUGUUCGGAACUCUCUCCUCAUUCAACACCAGAGAAUUCAUACCGGAGAAAAACCUUACAAAUGCAAAGAAUGUGAUAAAGCAUUUAACUGGUCUUCAAACCUUACCCAACACCAAAAAAUUCAUACUGGAGAGAAACCCUACAAAUGUGAAGAAUGUGGACAGGCUUUUAACUGUUCUUCACACCUGUAUAAUCAUCAGAGAAUUCACACUGGUGAGAAACCAUACAAAUGCAAAGAAUGUGGUAAAGCAUUUAAAUGGUCUUCAAGCCUUGCCCAACACCAAAGAAUUCAUACUGGAGAGAAACCCUACAAAUGUGAAGAAUGUGGACAGGCUUAUAACUCUUCUUCAAACCUGUAUAAUCAUCAGAGAGUUCAUACUGGUGAAAAGCUUUACAAAUGCAAAGAAUGUGGAAAGGCCUUUAACUGUUCUUCAUACCUCAAUUAUCAUCAGAUACUUCAUACUGGAGAUAAACCCCACAAAUGUGAAGAAUGUGGCAAAGCCUUUACCGUGUUCUCUUAUCUUAGUAAACACCAAAGAAUUCAUACUGGAGAAAAACCCUAUAAAUGCAAAGAAUGUGACAAAGCCUUUAAUCAUUGUCCAUCCCUAACUCAACAUCAAAGAAUUCACACUGGAGAGAAACCCUACAGAUGCAAAGAAUGUGGAAAAGCCUUUAACUCUUCUUCACACCUUAAUUAUCAUCAGAGAAUUCAUACUGGAGAGAAACCCUACAAGUGCGAAGAAUGUGGAAAAGCCUUUAGUAAUUUUUCAGCCCUUAUUCAACAUCAAAGAAUUCAUACUGGAGAGAAACCCUACAAAUGUGAAAAAUGUGGCAAAGCCUUUAAUAAUUGUUCAGCUCUUACUCAACACCGAAGAAUUCAUACUGGUGAGAAACCCUACAGAUGCACAGAAUGUGGCCAAGGCUUUAACUGUUCUUCAAACCUUAAACAACACCAAAGAGUUCAUACUGGAGAGAAAUUCUACAAAUAUGAAGAUUAUGGAAAAACCUUUAAUAAUUGUAAAGUCCUUACUCAACAGCAAGGAAUUCAUACAUACUGGAGAGAAACACUAUAAAUGCAAGAGGGUGACAAAGUGUUUAGCAGUUAUUCAACAGUUAUGAAACAUCAAAAAUUAACAUAAAAGAGAAACCCUACAAGUUCAAAUAAUGUAGCACAACCUUUCUUCUUCACACCAUGAUCAACAUCAGAGAUUUGUAUCAGUGAGAAACCAUGCAAGUAGAAAUGAUGUGGCAAAGAUUUAAUUGAAGCUUGUUCUUCAUUAACCAUUAGUGAAUUCAUAUUGGAUAAAAACUUUAUUCAUUUAGUGACUUUAGAAUGAACUUUGAUGAUAUCUAUGCCUCGGAAGAGCAGAGUAGUUAUACUGGAAAACAUUGUAUAAAU
Nannospalax galili (Upper Galilee mountains blind mole rat) is the source of this 1658-nucleotide messenger RNA. Its product is annotated as zinc finger protein 724-like. Gene Ontology annotation, biological process: regulation of DNA-templated transcription. The transcript is spliced from 4 exons. Lineage: Eukaryota; Metazoa; Chordata; Mammalia; Rodentia; Spalacidae. The record is from RefSeq and is a predicted model, not a curated record. The annotation marks the transcript as partial.